CAAAUACGUGCAGUGGCUGUUAUGUAAAGUAUGGAAAGUGAUGAAGCCUAUUUCCAACAUUAAACAACGUGAUAUGGUGGGUUGCUACUAGACUGAGUAGAAACACAGUGUUUUGUACCAGAACUCUGAGUGACAAGGAUUGAUCUGUAACAAGCAGAGUGAUUGUAGAAGUGCUAGAAAUUGAACAAUUACAAAAAAGACGAAAAUCGGACUCUUGCCUGACAUUUAACACGGAUCAAGUUCACAACAUUUCUUUUGUAUUUAGAGAGCAGUGCGAUAAAUGGAAACGGGACAAAAGGCUCUCGUUGAAGACAGACGUUAAUUAAAGGUGUACACCACUGGAUAAUUCACCGGACACAAAGCUAUUUUAUCAUGGAUUGCUUUGGACUGCUUGUUAUUCUGAUCGGCAUAGUAUCUAAAGUGGCGUCACAAGCUACCCUUGUAAACUACGGGUCGGCUGUAGCGCGGCGCUACUACAACCAAGGUGGCUCUCGCAAGGCGUUUGUUGAAACCGCGUUCCCAUUGUCGGAGGGGUAUGUUACAAAAUUCACGGUGUUUAUUCAUCAGGAUGUGGCAAGUGAAACUCCAGCAAGGUUUUUCAUUUGGACGCGCGUGGGGACUGGGGCAAAUUUCAGGUUGGAAUACUAUAUAAACGCUACUUUGCCAAAAACAAGAGGAUUGGAAGAGUUCGACGUGCCAGACCCCAAACCCUGGGUACCAGCCGGCUCAUUUCUCGGUUGGGGCUACAGCUUGGUAGCAGAUGUCAUCAGCUUUGAUUAUAACUCUGGCUUUACCACUGAAUACUACUACAACCUUGACACUGGCACGCCGUUUCCUUGGCCAGAGAAGGGCCAGACCUAUACUUUCGUUUCGACUCCAGGAAGGUUCAGGCAUUCUGUUAUGUUGACACUUGACGUUGCUACAACCCCAGCACCAACAACGACAACCACUGCGGCACCAACUACGACGUCCACGCCCUCUACCACAACUACCACGCUGACAACUACAACCACUCCAACCACACCCACAACACCGACGACAACCACUCCCACCACGACGACAACGCCGACAACUACAACCACGCCGACUACAACUACUACAACCCAGCCGAGUAACUUUGUGCUGACAUCAUUUGGCGAAGCUAAGGAGCGGCGCUAUUACAACCAGGGAGGUUCUCGGAAAGCAUUUGUAGAAACUGCAUUCCCGCUGUCUCAAGGGAUAUUAGAGAGUUUUAUUGUCUACAUUCAUCAGGACGUAGACACAGAAACUCCAGCCAGGUUUUUCAUAUGGAGCCGUAUUGGAAGUGGAACCGUGUUUAGGUUGGACUACUACUUGGAUGUAACACUAUCCAACAAAAAAGGGUUUCAAACGUUUAAUGUUACGGAUCCCAAACCCUGGAUCCAAGAGGGGUCUUUCUAUGGUUGGGGCUACAGCUUGGUUGCUGACGUCAUCAGUUUUGAUUAUAGCUCCGCCUUCACAACAGAAUACUACUACAAUCUUGACACUGGUACUCCUUUUCCUUGGCCGGUACUCAACAAUGAGCACACGUUCAACUCCGUCCCUGGACGAUUCAGACAUUCUGUUGAAGUCAAAAUCAACGUCGGAACCACAACCGUUUCGACUACGACUGCAACUACUACCCCAACAACCACGACUACGACCACACCAACGACUACAACUACACCAACAACUACAACCACUACACCAACCACAACCACUACAACUACUCCCACACCCACUACUACUACGACAGUAUCAAGUGGUUUUGUGCUGACACCAUUUGGCGAGGCUAAGGAGCGGCGCUAUUACAACCAGGGAGGUUCUCGGAAAGCAUUUGUAGAAACUGCAUUCCCGCUGUCUCAAGGGAUAUUAGAGAGUUUUAUUGUCUACAUUCAUCAGGACGUAGACACAGAAACUCCAGCCAGGUUUUUCAUAUGGAGCCGUAUUGGAAGUGGAACCGUGUUUAGGUUGGACUACUACUUGGAUGUAACACUAUCCAACAAAAAAGGGUUUCAAACGUUUAAUGUUACGGAUCCCAAACCCUGGAUCCAAGAGGGGUCUUUCUAUGGUUGGGGCUACAGCUUGGUUGCUGACGUCAUCAGUUUUGAUUAUAGCUCCGCCUUCACAACAGAAUACUACUACAAUCUUGACACUGGUACUCCUUUUCCUUGGCCGGUACUCAACAAUGAGCACACGUUCAACUCCGUCCCUGGACGAUUCAGACAUUCUGUUGAAGUCAAAAUCAACGUCGGAACCACAACCGUUUCGACUACGACUGCAACUACUACCCCAACAACCACGACUACGACCACACCAACGACUACAACUACACCAACAACUACAACCACUACACCAACCACAACCACUACAACUACUCCCACACCCACUACUACUACGACAGUAUCAAGUGGUUUUGUGCUGACACCAUUUGGCGAGGCUAAGGAGCGGCGCUAUUACAACCAGGGAGGUUCUCGGAAAGCAUUUGUAGAAACUGCAUUCCCGCUGUCUCAAGGGAUAUUAGAGAGUUUUAUUGUCUACAUUCAUCAGGACGUAGACACAGAAACUCCAGCCAGGUUUUUCAUAUGGAGCCGUAUUGGAAGUGGAACCGUGUUUAGGUUGGACUACUACUUGGAUGUAACACUAUCCAACAAAAAAGGGUUUCAAACGUUUAAUGUUACGGAUCCCAAACCCUGGAUCCAAGAGGGGUCUUUCUAUGGUUGGGGCUACAGCUUGGUUGCUGACGUCAUCAGUUUUGAUUAUAGCUCCGCCUUCACAACAGAAUACUACUACAAUCUUGACACUGGUACUCCUUUUCCUUGGCCGGUACUCAAAAAUGAAUACACGUUCAACUCCGCCCCUGGACGAUUCAGACAUUCCGUGGAGGCGAAAAUUAACGUUGGGACAACCACCGUACCUACCACGACCGCAACCACUACGCCGACGACAACGACAACAACGACUACCCCUAUCACUACAACCACACCCACCACUACAGUUACACCUACCACUACAACCACACCCACCACUACAGUUACACCUACCACAAUUACAACUGAAUUACCCACAUUUACCACAACUGAAUCACCAGUUACCACCACCGAAGUACCAAUAACUACACCACCACCAACAGAACCACCAACAACUACAACCACGCCUACAACAACAACAGCACAAAUUACUACAACAGAAACCACAACCACCAAGUUACCAAGUACAACAACAACGCAAUCAUUAACAACUACCACAGCAACUACACGCGCGACAACAACCCCUGCACCCUUGACAACAACCUCUGAGGCUCCUACGACCACAACUGCCACUACAACAACGACAGCACCAACUACAACUACCCCAACAACUACAACCACUACUACGACACCUACUACCACCACGACUGCCACUACAACAACGACAGCACCAACGACAAGCACUACUUCUACGACUACCACCACCACCACAACUACGACGACCCCUUCGACCACAACUGCCCUUACAACAACUACAACACCCAUUACUACUACGACGCCUACGACCACUACCCCAGCCCCUAUCAUCAUCCCAGAUGACGCCAGUGUGGACGUUGAGGUGCGGUUUCCAGGGGAUUACAACACCGUGGUCGGCGUGGACAAGGCAGCGGCCAUUACUGUCCUCAAACCACAGAUAGCAUCAAAACUGAGUGUCUCUGAAUCACGAAUCGCAAACAUGGACUUAAGACAAGGUAGUAUAAUAGUUGAUUUCGACCUCCUACCCCCUCCGGUAGGUAGCAGCGAACCUUCUCAAAGUGCCGUGAUGACUUCCUUGAAUAACGACGUGAACAGAAAUGCGUUCACACUGACGGCCCCCGAUGGCAGCACAAUCCAAGCAUCAGACGCAAUGAAUUAUCAAAUCAUAACAACUGUGCCCACUGCUCCUCCCACCACUGUCACAACUAUCACCUCAGCAACGGCAGUGCCUAUCGAACAUGCUUUGAAAUUGACAUUCAAGACAGGAGGGGAUCACAUUUUCCACUGCCGUUCAUCCAACGAAGAUGUCACCGGUCUUCAAUGGUACAGGUUAAACGCCGGAGUGGAGACGCUGAUGACAAGCAAAACGUAUGGAACCCUUUUGGAAUUCCAAAGCAUCACCCAAAGCGACGCGGGCUGUUACAGGUGUCGCGACACCAAGGACAGUAACAGAGUAUUAUCUCAGUUCUGCAUCAGCGUUAAUGACACCGUGGCGUUCCAGACGACUGGGUCACGAGACAACAAUGUGCCCACUGAAGGGAUGAGCAACAUGGAGAUCGGUUUCUUGGUGGUUGGCUUGGUUGUUGGCCUCAUCCUUGUUGUCAUUCUGGUGGUAUUGUCCAUAUGGUGCUGCCCCUGCUGCCGUCGUUGCAAAGAAGAAAUUCGACCGAUGGGUUCAUCUCCUACUGUUAAACCAGAGUUCACUGAUAUAGGGAAAGUCGAAGCUAACGGACGUAGCAGAAGAAGUAAAACAACAGGCCAAUAUGUAGUAAAUGAAGAUGAAACGAAGCACAAAAAACACAGGAAAAAGAAGGACGUGCUGAAAAUGGCCGAUUUGCAGAAAUUUGUUAAAAUUGCUUCGGUAAUGAACGAUAGCUCUGAUCGCCACAGCUCCAAGUCCGGGAAAAAGUCGGAUAAAACAGACAAGAAAAAAUCACAUAGCAGUAAACACAAAAAAGACAAAUACAAGCUGGAAGAAUCUGCACUAGGGGACAUGGGAUCAGACCCAAUUCAUAAAAAGGAUAAAAAGAGCAAAAAGAAAGGCGACAAGGAAAAGGAAAAGAAAAGAGAUAAGAAGUCAAAACAUUAGAAUAUAAAAGAGAUUUUUCCGUUGCUCCAAGUGCCACGUUAUUUAUAAGACGUGCUUCCAAAAUUCAAUAAAGUUUGCAAAUAUUUUGUGAUAAUGUUCCAGGCAGUAUUUAUGCAACACCAUAAUAUUGUUCUGCACCCAGGACAUAAUGUAAAUACAUGUAUAUUUUAAAAAACUGUAUCUUAGUCUGGGUGACUAAGAAUACAAAUGUUUUUGCACAAUUUUACAACAUAUUACCUCAGUGGUAUUUUGACCAAAAGAGAUUAACCUGGUUGUAUAAAGCAAUAAUGCACUUUCCUGUAUAUAAUUGAACAUUAAAUUGCUCAAAUGUAUAUUUUCUGAGAAUCUCCGUCCUUUGCCAAAGCCAAAGAAUAUUCAUAAUGUACUGUUUCACUCGUUUUUUUUAAAAAGGCACAUCAGACAUAUUAUUUUUUUAUUCAUAUUUUAUAUAUAGAAUGUGUAGAGCAAUAGUAAGAAGUCAUCCAAAGCAUGACUCUUUUGAAGAAAAUGCAAAGCAAUAGUUAGAAGUCAUCCAUAACUUGGCUAGUCAAACUGGCCACCUUCCACACAAAUGGUGUACAUUUAGAAUUAUUUAAAAAGGAUCAAUGCCAAACAUGUUUUCUGGGUUUUUGCCAAAAUCAAGAACUUUUAAGAAAGUAUGUCCAGAAUAUUCCAGGGAAAUUUGCACUACACUGUCGCAAGCUCAUUUGCAUAUCUUUCAGAUGAUGUAACAGCAGGAUGUGAAUAAUAUUUUCAUUAAAACUAUGUGCAAUGUCCAUUGCAAGAACUCAUCAGUGGGUCACCGUAGAAUUAAGAUAUUUUUAUGCAUUUUUUUAUGCAGCCCUGCAACUAUUAUUUUGAUCCUGUGGAUUUUUUUACAUAGAAUAUGUAUAUUUUUGUUAGAAAUCUAUAAAAAAAAUUAGCCGUUUUUGUAUCAUAAUGUUUCAGCCCAACUACCAAUCACAACAUUGAGAUGUUACAUUCAGCAACAUAUAUAAGUAGACUUUUAGAAUAAACUAGUUUCGAAAACACAACUAGAUAACGUAUAUUGUCAAAGGUAUCUUCCUUGUACAUUUUGCUGAUUGUAAAAUAUCUUAGACCGCAGAGGUCUUGUUUCUUAAUAAAAUGCUAGUUGUUAAUUUCCUCUACCAUUUAUUUUAUAACAUGAUUUUAAGCACGUUCUUUAAAACACGUGUAUAGAUAUCACAGCAUCUGUAGUCUAUUAGGUAUUCCUUAAUAUCAUUGUUAACCGUUUCUA
Molecule: messenger RNA, 6070 nt
Organism: Lingula anatina
Lineage: Eukaryota; Metazoa; Brachiopoda; Lingulata; Lingulida; Lingulidae
Source: RefSeq, a predicted model, not a curated record